Molecule: messenger RNA, 3914 nt
Organism: Amphibalanus amphitrite
Lineage: Eukaryota; Metazoa; Arthropoda; Thecostraca; Balanomorpha; Balanidae
Product: zinc finger C4H2 domain-containing protein-like
Exons: 6
Coding region: 196-984 (262 amino acids)
Biological process (GO): positive regulation of neuron differentiation
Cellular component (GO): nucleus
Source: RefSeq, a predicted model, not a curated record
UAGCGAAGCAAGGGGCAGGGCUUCCAACAACAACAACAACAAGCAAGGGGCAGGGAGCGCGGGAAGAAGAAUUUGAUUUAUCUCUUUGUGUUGCUUUAUGCAUCUAUUGCAUCAGUCCUUCGUGAAGGGAAAUUGAAUAGGGACACAGUCAAUAGACAGGUUUGAGGUCCACCAAUAACAGCACUCAGCAGGAUUAUGGAUUUGGAUCUGGAUGACCGAGUCGCCUUUGGCAAGUUGCAAACAAUUAAUGAGAUCAGACGGGGCCAGCUGCAGUUGGAGCGGGUGCGCCAGCGCCUGCUGACCGAGCUCGAGGUGUCGGACGCCGAGGGCCGCUCGCUGCUCGAGUAUCGCCGUGAGAUGGAUCUGCUGCUUCAGGAGAAAAUGGCACACGUGGAAGAGCUGAGACAGAUCCAUGCUGACAUGAAUGCCAUUGAGGAGGUGGUGAAGCAGUCUGAGGAGGCCCGCAGUCGCAGUCUGGAGUCCGCGCGUCGUCUACACGCCGAGUACCGGCCGCUGAAGGGACAGCUGGACCGUAUGCGGCAGCAGCUCGGACUGGCGCCGCUGGUGGACAUCGCUGACCUCGAGCCUGACCUACCCGUCAACGAACUGCUGGAGCAGGGCAGUCAGCAGGCGGAGCAGCCGCCGGCUCCGGGUCGCUCCGGGCCCGCCGAGCGUCCGGAGACCGGACUGCACUCGGUGGUGGGCUCCGGCUCCGGCCCCGGCUCUGGCCCCGGCUCCGGCGGCUCGUACGGCGGCCUGUCGGGCGGUCAGCCGCACAGGGUGAUGGUACUGGCCAAACCGGAGGCUCGCUCCUCGCAGAUGGUCGCCGGAGGGCCGUCACCGACUCCGUUCAGGCAGCAGCCGCCGCCCAUGAAGUCGUGUCUGUCGUGCCACCAGCAGAUUCACCGUAACGCGCCCAUUUGCCCGCUCUGUAAGGCCAAGUCGCGCAGCCGCAACCCCAAGAAACCCAAAAAGAAGGAUUAGGACAGCUCUGAGAACACCGAGCAUCAGGACCACCGUAGGAGAACAGGGAGAGGGGCCAUUACCUCAGACACAUCAGCAAAGUAAAUGUGCGUUUACUUACCCAUGUAGCUGAGGCAUAGGUGGAGCUUUUCCAGGGAAGUUGGUGGGGCAAAAAGUCGUCAAACCCACAAUUUCCGAUUAUAAAGUUGAAUGAAAUGCCACACUGAAUCAAUUCCUAUCAUUACAGACAUAUUAUUUUGCAUUAAACAGACAUUUCAAGCUCUUCAAUGCGAAAAAGAUUAAUUUGCGAAACAACAAAGUCUUAGAAAUCACCAAAAGUUGGUGGGGCAAAACGCUCAUUGGUGGGGCAAAAUACAAAGUUGGUGGGGCAGCCGCCCCACCAACUGUAUAGGAAGCUCCGCCCCUGAGCUGAGGUAUAUGACGACUCCUUAAUUCCAAUGCGGACAGGGUGGUGUCUGUCAGUGCAAAUCUUUUGCACUAACUAGUUUUGAUUAUUCGGAAGUUAUUGUUUUCUUAUAACAAUGAAGAGACGAUUUUUUCGUGCGGCUGAUGUACAAUUCAUGACUGAAAGACCCCUCACGCUUUGCAUUUGAUGUGUCGUGGAUGACCUAACAGUUUUAAGAACAUGGAGUUAGUUUGGUUCAUUUUACAGCAGUGUUCUUUUUCCCAUCUGUCAUGGACCGAUUUGCCAAGCACAUUCCAUCAGUGAUUUUUUUCUGGCAUGUUUUUAGAAUGGGAAAAGUACUUCUGACGUGGAUGUAGGUUCUGAAGACCCUUUUACUCUAUUUAGUGUUCGGAACAGCCCGAGUUGUGCUCUUAUGAAGCAUCCUGGCAUGGCUAGCCAUUGGUUAUCAGUAUUAUUUUACAAUUUACUGAUAUUUUUCUCAUCUACAACUGUGAUCUCUUUGAGUCUCAGUUCAGAAUAUUUUUCGCUUUGAUUUUAUAUCUUUUUGUGCUUUUGUGUUUCUCGUGCUGAUUUGAAUUUUAGUUGCACAUGUAUAAUACUCUCAUAUUACUAUUUUUGCUGUUCUUUGAUACAGCAGGGAUAACUUUCAUAAUCACAAUGUUUUCUCUUGCAUGAAGCUACUUGAAGUUGCGAAUUUUUAUCCAGCUGGUCUUAUUUCGAUGUAAGUGUAAAACUGUUUUCAAUCGACUUCAUUGACUCCUGAGAACACCUUGUUACCUUGUAUGUAAAAUUUGUCGAGAUAGCCGCUGUAUGUCUUUGUCGUCAGUUUGCAGAUGUCGCCAUUGUCUGUGAUGCUCGUCCUGUGCCAUUUAGAUGGACUGUUCCGUGGCACCCUAAGCUCCUUUAUACGUUAAGUCUCCUUUAAGUCUCUACUUAAAGGAGACUUACUAAAGGAGACUUUUACUCCUUUAAGUCUCUAGCUCUUGAUGGUUAGUGACGGGAGCCCCAUUGACCUUUUCAACCCACGUGUUGUCUCCCUAGCUGCUCAGAGGUAGCUUGUAUGUGUCACAGGAUCAGAUCCGAAGGUACCAGCCAGUGGUAUUGCGUGUGCCAAAUUGUUUCAUCGUCUUUUUAUGAUCGUGCCAAUGCGAGCUACUGCCCUCUGGCCGGCUUUCGUCGCCAGUGGCGGGUGAUAGACUUCCUAAUGUGCCAAAGUAUACCUCUAACUCGGCUCACAAAUGAUACUUUGUGCCGACGUUAGCUGAGCUCAACUUGUUUGCGAAAGCUGUUGUUUCCCUUAUCCUUUUUAACGAUGUCACAGUUGCGUGGUUGUUCUUAUUACUGUGAUCACUCUUUGCUUGUGAAAUGUUCUGUGUCUUGUAAAGCUCUUAGGGAUCGAUCUCCAAUUUCUGCCAUAUCGUUUGCCAUAUUGUCCUGUAGUAGUUGACCGUGCUGCUCGGGGAAGAUCAGUAUUAUUUGCGCACUUCUCGUCGGUUUCGUGUUCCCCAGUAUUACACACGUGUAGUAUUCUCUCUCCUGCUAUGACUCUACUAGCAGUGUAUAUAUGAGGAUCGAGGAGGGUCUGUAAUGUAUCCCUUAUUUUACGGGAACAUACCUCGCCAGUUUGUCGUACUACAUCAGCUGUCUUGCAAUCGCCCGGACCGGCCCCCACUGUACUCUGGCGGGUAGGACGGGCGACCGACCUCAUUUCAAUCUGACCUCGAUUCUGCGUGCACCCCGUGUGCUCCUACUCUUGCGUGGAUGUGUGUGCGUGUGUUUGUGUGUUCUAAUGAUGUUUGCAUGUUAAGUCAAUGGACAGAGCCCCACCCCAGUUCAGCCUAUCGUGUGAUUCCACAUUGCGUGCUAUCGAGAGAUGUUCCUCGCAGGUGACCCGGUUAGUUGAAUCGCUGUUCAACCGUUCCAUUCCAUCCGUGGCAUUGUGAAGUCAGAGACCAGGCCGAUUCUGUUGUACUCUGUACCUUUUGUGACCUUCCGUAUCGGACCGGACACGGAACGACAUUAUUCAUUUCUGCCAUCUACGCCGUGUAGUCAAGCGAUUAUUUGUGGAACCUUUUAUUGUUCUCUUUUCAACAGGAUUAGCUGUAUGUAAUGAAGCAAGUGCAUAUGUGGCGUAUUGACCGUCGUGUGUUUUCUCUAUGGUGUUUUUAGCCUCCAAUGUUGUGAAGUUUCGAUGUACGCUCAAGUUUUGUAGAUGCUUCCAGUUGCGCCGAUGAUUCCAUUUUUAUAGACGUCUUCUAGAGAAGUGUAGAUCGUUUGUACAAAAUUAUGUCAUUGAUGUUGUGUAUCAAGCAACUGACUGUUUUCUUGUCGGAAGGAUAUAACCUGUUGCCAUGAGCCAUUUCCGGUGACACCGCGCACCAGUUUGUUUAGGGUUGUGUUAGGGCCAGUUUGAUUUGUAGUUCCUACGGAGAAACGCCCUAUGGCGUCAUUCCUAUGCCAUGAGCUUUAGCAUCAUUGACGUUUGUAUUACGUGCCAAGUAGUGAAUAAAAUAUUUCUUUGGAA